ACUAAGAUGAGUGAAUGUCUGGCUGUCGCGGGACUGUACAGGACAGUGUGUCUCCUAUGUGUUCUUUUGUUCAUGCGUUGGAGCCCAGCCCACUCUGGCUAGAUCUCUGCUUCCAGCAGCCAAAGGGGGAGUGGCAGAGCUCUGGUGGGGGUGUCCCCUUUAGGCACACAGUGUACAAACACAUGUGCCAUGGUGCGGCAGAGGUGUGUCACUCCUGGCUCUCUUGCUAGCUCGCCUGCUUAGCUUCCUUCCUUUUUUCCCUGCAUCCCGCGUGUGCACACACCCCCUUCGCUUUGCCCCUUUUCUUCCCUACUCGCCUCGGCCAGGCUGUUUCUCCACCGACCAGAGAGAAGGUAGGAGGGGUUGUGGGCUUGCUUUUUGUGCCACACUGACUCAGGCACUUCGGUAGAUCAGUGCCUUUUUACUUCCAAGGGAAACUGAUUCAUAGGGAACAUUUCCUGUGUUCCGUGGGACUGAAAUAUUUCGAUUUUCACAACAUAAUAGAAGAAAUAAGGAAACACACAAGGACAGUAUCAAGACUGGAUGACUUUGUUAAAACAUUUUAAGUCUUAAUAGUUGGCAGCCAGUCCUGCUAUUGUAUAACCAGGAGUGACUGCAUUCAGUUUCCUCUGCAUUAAACAAAAUAAGUUAAUUAGGCCUUAAAAGAAAACCCAAGAGGUCAAAAUGGUUGCUGGCAUGGUAAUGCCCCUGGCAGAUCUGAGGGCCAUUUAUGAGCUCCUCUUUCGGGAUGGCGUCAUGGUGGCCAAGAAGGACAGGCGUCCCCAGUGCAUGCACCCUGAGAUCCAGGGGGUUGCUAACCUGAAGGUGAUAAGGGCCAUGGGCUCCCUCAAAUCCAAAGGCUUUGCGCGGGAGACCUUUGCAUGGAAGCAUUCCUACUGGUACCUCACCAACGAGGGCAUCGUGUACCUGCGGGACUACUUGCGUCUGCCACCUGAGAUCGUGCCCUCCUCCCUGCAGCGCGUGCGUCGCCCCGCGUCCACCCUGGACAUGAUGCGUCGGGCCAGCCGUGGAGUGGUCCAGACAGUGGAGGGCCCCCCCUUCUACGCCCCCAAACCCAGGGUCGGACAGGAGAGCCAGCAGGGCAUGAUAGACCGCCAGGGCUACCGCCACAAGAGGGGACUCCCCGGCGAGGAGGAGGCCUCGGGUGAGAGUCCCGCGAUGAGGUUCAGGGGCUCCUACCAGGGCCGCGGCCGUGGACCUGUAGGGGAGCCUGGAGCUGAGACCCAGACUUUCUUCAGAAGYGGCCAAGGUUUCCACAGAGAGGAACAGCGUGUGCCAGAAGAGGGCCAGAGGAGAGGGUUUGCUCCACGUGGCCCUGCUUAUCCUCCUCCUCUGGAGGCUAGGCCUGCCAGAUCCCCUGCCCCAGCCGGAGAUGUCAAACCAUUUGUGCCUGAAGUUCCUGCCCCUGCUCCUAUUAAGCCAGAGAAGACCCAGGAAGUUGCUGUGCUCGUGCCUUUUGCAGAGAUCAUUGAACCAGCAUUCAUCCCUGCAGUGGAACCAGAGGCCCAAGCCCCAGCCCUAGAAUUGGAGAAAGUGGUGGAGGAGGUGAAAGUUGAGGAAGUGUCAWUUGAGGCCCCCAUGCCUGUUGAAGAGGCUGAGCCAGAAAAGGAAGAGAUCACCGCUGUGGAAGCUGCAGAGGUGCUCUCAGAUGUGUGGGAACAGGAGGAGCCAAAGCCAGUUGUGGAGGAGAUAGAAGAAGCAGCUGAAGAGGCCCCAGAGCCUGAGGUGGGUGAGGUCAUUAAGGAGGAGGUCCUUGAGGCCACCGCACCUGUUGAAGAGUUUGAAGAAGAGCCCAAACAAUCCACUGAAGGGUCUGCUGAAGAGUCUGCCGAAGAGUCCAUCGAAGAGUCUACUGAAGAGUCCGCUGAAGAGGUGGAAGAUGUUGAGGAAGUGACUGCCACGGAGGUGGUGGUUGUUGAAGAAGCUGCUGCCAUUCAGGCGGUGGUUGUCGAGGAUGCCGCUGAAGUUCCUCCCGAAGACCUCUCACAUGGUACUGAUAUUGAGAUACUCGAAGAGCCCAAAGAAGUUGAGGAGGAACCAUCCACUCAUGYGGAGCCUGAGGCCUCUUCGUCUGAGGCUUCUUCUGAUUCUGAGGACUCUGAGCCUGAACCAAUCACAGCUGCAGUUGCUACUGAAGCCGAGAGUGAACCAGUUACAAUCACAGAAAACAUUGAAGCUGAGAGUGAGCCAGCUACAACCACAGAAGGCGCCGUAGAGGCCGAAAGUAAACCAGUUACAAUUACAGAAGCCAUACCGAAGGUUAAGGCCUCCGUCCCAUUGACCAAAGCUGACUCCACUGAGCCAGACUCUGACACUGACCUUCCCACCCCUCUACCCCCAGUCACAGAGUACUUCACAGACCUCACAGAGUAUCAUCAGCAGACAGUGCUAGAGCACAUCACUCAAGAAAUACCCGCUAUGGCAACCUUCAGAUCUGAGAUGCCACUUGAGGGAACCUCCCAGGUAGUAAGCUCCACAGUGUAUUCCACAGUGUUUGAGACCCAACUCUCCCUGUCUGAGGCCUUCAUGGAACCCCCCUCCAUUGGAAUGGCAGGCACUGUCUCACAGCUUGGACUUGAGCAAGAGGCUAGUCCUCUCUUUGGGGCUGAGUGUACUGCCCCUGUCAUCCCCUCUGAGUGUCCCAUCGCCUCCUCUGAGUGCCCCGUUGCCGCUCUGAAAAGUUCCCUUCCCCAGGGUGACUGGGCCUUUCUCACAGAGGAACCUGAGGAGGAGGAGGAGGUGAAGAAGAUCUGGCCUGAUACACUACAAGGUUGAAGAUCCGGCCACGCCUGCCACCACCCUCAUAGAACAAAACUUGUCUCGCUCUUUUCAGGGAAAUGCCAUCAACUACCUCUGCGAAACGCUUGACUCACAACUUCCAACAAAACAGCACUUAAAAGUUUAUAAAGAUGAGAAGGGAGUAUGCCAAAUAGAUUGAUUCAUAGAUUUAUAGUCAGCAUUGACAAUAAAUGCCUACAUUGUGUGACUAGUCAUUAGGAAUGUUUUGAAAUGUGAAACUUAUAAUCUUAUCGCCUUAAACCUAGUUUGUAGUUUUCUAUGAAAGUUUGAAUACUAUUUUAUAGCACACUAUAUCUUGAUCCUAUCAGAUGUUCUAUACAUACAUUAGGACAUUAGGUGACCUGAAAGGGCGGGUUCUAAUAAAUCCUUUACAUCCUUCUCUCUCUACGUGUAAGCGGUUCAGUCACAUAUUUUCGUAAUUGAAUGCAGCCAAACAUUCUUUAUGGCUCAAACUACAUGAACCCUAAAUAUACAUUUUGUUAUGAUCCUUUUCUUUCUUUUUCAUAUUCUCUGUUAGUUAAUUUAUUAGUUAAAAAUGCUAUAAAAUAGUUUAAUGACAUGGAUGAUGAAAAUAUAAAAAGGGGAAAAAGUGCCAAUUUAUUCAACAUUUUGUGCAAUGCUCAGUCUAGCAACCGUGAUCUAAUCCUGGCUGAUUAAGCUGCUGAGUCUAAAACCAACCAACUCACAAUGCAUGUACACCCAAUGUUUCAGUCUGUUACGGCGAUAUUACACUGAAUGCAUUGAGGAACUAAGUAAGCAUAAUAAAGUUUGGAAAAUGAACUGACUCCUAAUGGAUUUUAUCCAUUUAAAAUGGUUUUGAAUGAAUGUGUUUGGGAAUGGCUUCUUCUCACAGGAAAUGUACCCAUUUUGUUUGUCUUAUUUUUAACAUCAUUAAAAGACACUUUGGAAAAUAAAUGAUGCAUUGGUGUUGUCCUUAACCAACACAGCGAGGAGGAAAUGAACACAUCAUCACACUUUCUAUUAACUGUCAAACAAUGCCCUUGUCAGCAUGAGAUGAAAACCUGGUGGAGAGUAAUAUUGUACAUGAAAGACAGCCCUGCCAGUUGAACGAACCUGGUUGAGAGAAUGCCAAGAAUGUGCAAAGCUGUCAUCAAAGGGUGGCUACUUUGAAAGAAUCUAAAAUAUAUUU
Salvelinus sp. IW2-2015 is the source of this 3970-nucleotide messenger RNA. RefSeq names its product fibrous sheath CABYR-binding protein-like. The record is from RefSeq and is a predicted model, not a curated record. Gene Ontology annotation, molecular function: structural constituent of ribosome; RNA binding. NCBI's taxonomy places the organism in Eukaryota, Metazoa, Chordata, Actinopteri, Salmoniformes, Salmonidae. Gene Ontology annotation, cellular component: cytosolic small ribosomal subunit.